CGUUUACCGAUCGAUAUCAAUGGAGGACUCGCAUUUUUCGGGGUCUCCUGAGCGCUUCGUAUAUUUCGUGAAUUUAGUGUUCGGUUGAGUGAAAAAGUCUUAGAAAGUGUUGUUUUUGCCCAGUUACAUCACAGAAAGCUUGAAGAGCUUCUAAUAGGAGUGCAAAAUGUCUUUCAAAUCACGCAGGUGGUAACGAAGAAACAAUUAUAAAGUCACAACAAGUGUUGUGGUAGUACAGCGGGUGGGAAGCCAAUGGUCCGGGAGAGUCAGGGGGAUUCAGACUACAGCAACAUGAACUCAGCCGUCAGCUCAGAAUCUAUGGACUUGGCUGAAGAGGACAUGUCCCAAGUGGACGGGUGCGGGCUAAGCGGCGGCUCGGAGGACGAAGACGAGUGCGCGUCGUCGCCGGCCGGCUCCGCUUACGAGGACGGCGCUGACGUCAUCAAGAGCGCCAUGAGCGAUGAGGUCACCAAGCAGCUGGCUGCCGCUGGACCGGUGGGUAUGGCCGCCGCGGCAGCUAUUGCGUCGUCGAAAAAACGUAAGAGGCCACAUUCCUUCGAAACGAACCCCUCAGUCAGGAAGAGACACCAGAACAGACUACUUAGAAAACUGAGACAAACGAUCGAGGAGUUCGCGACGCGCGUGGGGCAGCAGGCCGUGGUGCUGGUGGCGACGCCCGGCAAGCCCAACACCUCGUACCGCGUGUUCGGCGCCAAGCCGCUGGAGGACGUCGUGCGCAACCUGCGCUGCAUGAUCAUGGAGGAGCUCGAGAACGCGCUCGCGCAGCAGUUCGGGCUGGGCGGGUGCCCGCAGGCGCCGCCGCCGCCGCUGGACGACCCCUCGCUGUUCGAGCUGCCGCCGCUCAUCAUCGACGGCAUCCCCACGCCCGUCGAGAAGAUGACGCAGGCGCAGCUGCGCGCCUUCAUCCCGCUCAUGCUCAAGUACUCCAUGGUGCGCGGCAAGCCGGGCUGGGGCCGCGAGUCGACCCGGCCGCCGUGGUGGCCCAAGGACCUGCCGUGGGCCAACGUGCGCAUGGACGCGCGCUCCGAGGACGAGAAGCAGAAAAUGUCGUGGACGCAUGCGCUGCGACAGAUCGUCAUCAACUGCUACAAGUACCACGGCCGAGAGGACCUGCUGCCCGCCUUCACCGAGGACGAGGACGACAAGAUCGCCGUGCAGCAGAUGUCGCAGUACGCGCCGGCCGUUCUGCAGACGAUCACGAACCCGGACGGCUCGGUUUCGCUGAUCCAGGUGGACCCAAGCAACCACAUCAUUACGCUGCCCGACGGCACCACGGCGCAAGUGGUCAGUAUCGAUACACGAUCUGCCGAAAAUACCCGAAACUGGAUCGACGGAUCCUUUAAAAUCCACAGCGGCGAGGGGGGCGGCGUGGUGCAGGCGCUGGAGGGGGACGGCGCGGUGGCCGUCGACCUCAACGCCGUGGCCGAGGCCACGCUCAACCACGACGGACAGAUCAUACUCACGGGCGAAGACGGACACGGCUACCCGGUGUCAGUGUCGGGCGUGAUAACAGUGCCGGUGUCUGCGUCCGUGUACCAGUCCAUGGUGGCGUCCAUGCAGCAGCAGGACGGCGUCUGCGUCGCGCCGCUCGUGCAGGUGGAGCAGAACGGCGAGACGCUGGAGGCCAUCUCCAUGGGCGGCGGGGUGGCGCAGGUCAUGCUGCAGGGCGGCGGGGAGGCGCAGGUGCUGCAGGUGCUCAGUCUCAAGGACGCCACUGUGCUCACCAAGGCCAUGCAAGUGAAAUCCGAGCGCGACGCGGUGGCGGCCGACUCCUAGCUGCUGCGCGCGCCCUCCCCGCGCCCGCCGCGCUCCCCGCGCCCGCCGCGCCCCCCGCGC
Messenger RNA from Vanessa atalanta (red admiral), 1857 nucleotides. RefSeq names its product DNA-binding protein Ewg (gene ewg). Gene Ontology annotation, molecular function: DNA-binding transcription factor activity, RNA polymerase II-specific; RNA polymerase II cis-regulatory region sequence-specific DNA binding. Gene Ontology annotation, biological process: regulation of transcription by RNA polymerase II. Gene Ontology annotation, cellular component: nucleus. Bases 253 to 1797 code for a protein of 514 amino acids. The transcript has 13 exons. Lineage: Eukaryota; Metazoa; Arthropoda; Insecta; Lepidoptera; Nymphalidae. The record is from RefSeq and is a predicted model, not a curated record.